CUGGUCUUAUGGCUUCAAGGCAGCUUUAGACAUCUUUGCUCAUCCCUAUAUAAAGGUUAAUCUUCCAUUCUGAUUCUCUUGUCACCCAGACAGGCACUUAGCAGCUACAAUGGAUGAAAUUGUGCAACUGAAUAUGGAAGGUGUGAGGAAGAAAAUCUAUCAUGGUGGUACAGGGGACAUACCAAAAUGUCUUACUGGAUCAAAGGUUACCUUCCACUUCCGCACAAUAAAAUGUGAUGAUGAAGGUACAGUUAUCGAUGACAGCAAGAAAGUUGGGGUUCCAAUGGAAAUCGUAAUUGGAAACAUGUUUAAACUGGAGGUCUGGGAGAUGUUGCUUGCUUCCAUGAGAAUUGGAGAAGUUGCUGAAUUUUGGUGUGAUGUCACACACACUGGUUUAUACCCGCUAGUUGCCAAGAGUUUGCGGCGGAUUGCAGAAGGAAAGGAUCCAACAGAUUGGCAUAUUCACACAUGCGGCCUUGCAAAUAUGUUUGCUUACCACACCUUGGGCUAUGAAGACCUUGAUGAGUUACAGAAAGAACCGCAGCCUCUUAUAUUUGUGAUUGAAUUAUUGAAGGUAGAAUCCCCCAGUAUGUAUAAGAGGGAGACCUGGGCUCUGAAUAAUGACGAGAAGCUGAAGGCUGUCCCUAUACUUCAUGGAGAAGGUAACAGGCUGUUCAAGCUGGGACGCUAUGAAGAGGCCACCAAUAAAUACAGAGAAGCUGUCAUCUGUCUGAAAAAUGUCCAGACUAAGGAAAAGCCCUGGGAAGUGCCUUGGAUGAAGUUAGAAAAGAUGAUCAACACUCUAGUCCUGAACUAUUGUCAGUGUCUGCUUCACAUGGAGGAGUACUAUGAAGUUCUGGAACAGACAACAGAUCUUAUCCAACACCACCCAGGCUUGGUGAAGGCGUAUUUCAUACGAGGCAAAGCAAAUGCUGAGGUUUGGAAUGAGGCAGAAGCAAAGAAAGAUUUUGAGAAAGUUGUUGACUUGGACCCAACUAUGAAGCGAUUGGUGAAGAAAGAAAUAAUAAAGUUGGAGAACAGAAUGCAAGAUAAGGAAGAAGAAGAGAAAAUGACGUAUAAACACCUCUUCUCCAAACCAGAUCAGAAAGAAAACAUUUAAAUAGAAGAAAUUAGUGAUUAUUGAUAUCAUAAAAGACCGUACUGUUCCUUUUCUGUUCAUUAGUGGAAAAACUAAAUCACAGAUGUUGCUCAUGAUGGAGACAUAUUAACCCAAUAUAGUUUGCACUUGUCCUUUGUUGAAUUCAGAAUGAGUUAGUUACUUAAAUGAGACUCUCGUUCUUGUCAGACACUGGCUAACAUGUAGAGGAGAAAUGUCUGCUAAAUCAACUUAAAUAUUAACCGGAAGGUGCUGUGAUUAUUCUGAAUUUGAACUGAUGAGCGAAUGUUCUAAGUACAAAAAAAAGCACUACAGGGUUUUCAUCUUCAGUUUGUACAAAAGCAACAAUUUUGUAAUCACCAUGAAAACAGGAAAUGGAAAGUGAAAGUGAACAUAUAUUUCAUCUUAAAAAAAAAUAGGGCAAACAAGAUAUAUAAUCUUGUGUGUUGGAAUCUGUUGUAUGUGCUGAUAAACAUACCCAGUGACUAAUGACAAUGAUUACAGUGAAGGAUACAGUAGACUGGCCUCUCACCUAGACUAGGUUUCAAGAUGUGUUUCUAACAGCAUACAAAUAAAGAAUGAGACCAUAUGUUAAAUAGAUCUAAAAAUGUAUCAUAACCAUUGUGAGAGUCAUUUGCAUGCCAUACCCAGUAUCCACAACUGGAGUUAUUGCCCUGUAUACAGAGGAGGUCUAACAUACAUGGAGCAUGUAGUUGUGUCCAGCAAUGAUCGACCAUUGAGGGUCAGCUCUGUAACUACACAUUAAAGGAUCCACUAGUAAAAUAUAUGGCUGUGUUUCUAACUCUGUAUUCUUUUAUUCACAUGCUGGAAGCUCAGAAAUAUACAAGUAACAAAUAGACAGUAAAAAAUAAAAGAGGAUUAAUAUUUCCAUUUACAUUUUGGAUUUAAUAGAGUGCAUGUUUUAACAAUGUUCGGGAUUAAAAGGGAUCACUACAAGCACACAGACAAGCACCCAGACCACUUCAUCUCAUUUAAGUGGUCUUGGAUCAGUGUCUGUCCCCUUAAAUCUGCAGCUGCACACAUUGCUGUUUUAGAGAAAGUACAAUGAUAACAUUGCAGGGUUAAGACUGUCUCUAGUGGUUGUCUACCAGGGAGCCACUAGAGGUACUUCCUGCAGUUCUUACUGAGUUUGAUCAAUGCUUUGCAUGAGGAUGUCCAGCGUCUUUAAAAAACCCAUAGAAAAUUUAUUGAGUCAAUGCUAUCCUAUAAGGAAGACCUAAUGGGCACACAAAUCGAAUGUUGUUGGAGGAGGACACUGACCCAGCACCAAGGGAAAUUGGUGCUGGAAUCAUGCAAAUCAACAAAGUUCUUAACCCUUUAUUUGCUUCUUGGGGGAUGGCAGAGGGCACUAUAGUGUUAGGAAUAGAGCUUUAUGUUCUAACACUAUAGUGUUCCUUUAGAUAAGAAUUAUAAAACAUAUCUUACUGAAUCAGAUAGCAAAUAAAGCAUACAGAUUAUGAUAGCAUAUAUGGGCAUGAAUUUCCUUUACUAGGGCUCUAAGAUUGUAUAAACUGUAAUACCAUUGCUCAAAUCUACUCCAUAACUUUUCUGACAAAUUCAGUUUUAAAGUAUUACAUAUUCUUUAUAGAGCAUUCCAUUGUAUGAAAUUAAAAAUAAAAGUGAAUAUUGACAUAGAGUUGUAUAUUACUAUUGUAUGAGUGUCAGAUCCAUUCUCAAACACUUUUGAAAAGAACAGAUAAUGAUACCAGGUAACAUCAAUCACCAUUCCAGCAACCUCUCUCCCUGGAUCUGCCUUGUCCUGUCCUGCAGAUGUAUAAAUAAAAGUCAUUGCUCAGAACAUGUCAUCAUUUCACACUAUUCAGUGUUUGCCUGUCCCUGAUGGAUUAUUAUGUUUCUUUUGUUGUCGAUGUCCCUCUGCUGACUUAAUACGUUUCUAUUUUUGCAGCUCAUACCUAAAUGGUACAUCUGGGUUUGUGCUUGUGCUUGUCUAAGCCCAGGUGGCAUGUGAUGUGUCUGAGAAAGUCUGGAAGGGGGAGGGUGGAGGACCCAGGUGUUAUAGUACCAGUUUUCAUUAUUUCCCAGUUUUUUUCUUGUUUUAUUACAUGGAGCUUUGUACUGAAGUCUAGAGGGACUGAAGGGGCUUUAGAAAGACUGCCAGUCUCGGAGGUUCAUUUUAAGGUAUAUGUAUGCUGUACAUAUGUUUUGCUGUGCUAAUUAAAGGGUUACCCCAACCACCAUGACCAUUUCAGUGAUGUGAAGUGGUCAUAGUGGUAGGGGUCAAUAUGUGCAGUGUUUACGCUAGUUGUACCCCAGGCACACCUAACUUAGUCAGUCCAGAAUUUUUUCUAAUAACAAUCCUGUGCACGAAUGAGCUCUGAGCCGAUGAAGUGUUCCAACAAAAUGAUUCUUUUCGAGACGCAUUUGAUUAGAGUCUGUGAGACUCUUGGUGGCAUCGGAGAAAGCACGAAGAACAUCACUGGGAGCAGUAAUUUCAGGUAAGUUUUUAUUAUUAUUUUAUAGCUUUAUUACAUGGCCUAGCCAGUAGUGCCCAAUAGGGCAUUGUAAAUCUAAACGACCAUUUAAUCAGAGGAUAAGAGUAACUCUUCAAGUAUGUAGGGGAGAAUUUCAGACAACUAAACUAAAAAUGAGAAUGCAGUUACAUCACUGUCACUGGGAAGACAAUAUACAACAAUGGCCUUGAUUUAAUAUUAUUGGAUACGAUUUUCAAAUAACUGCAUAUAUUUAAAUAUAUAUAUUAAAGUUUUUGAAAAAUAUCAAAUAAUUUGAAAAGCUUAUAUAAAAAUUUUACAUUUAGGCCUAUAUCGGGGUACAUUCACUAAAUAGUGAUUUGUGGUCAUUUGACAACUGAGUUGCAAAUUGCUGGAAAUAAUGUUCAAGGUGCAGGGAGUUAAACAAUAUAUAUAUUUCGGCUUUAUUAAACUGGAACAGAUUAUUUUUUUUAUUCCCAGAAAAAGUACACAGUUUGAAUCACUUUGGCAACGUGUCCCCAUUGUAUCUCACAUUCUGAUAUUUAGGUAUGCAUAUUUUGACAAAUUGAAAACAGCUCACUGUGGAAAAAAAGCCCAGUGGUCUGA
Messenger RNA from Pelobates fuscus (common spadefoot toad), 4194 nucleotides. RefSeq names its product aryl hydrocarbon receptor interacting protein like 1 (gene AIPL1). Gene Ontology annotation, molecular function: peptidyl-prolyl cis-trans isomerase activity; protein binding. The record is from RefSeq and is a predicted model, not a curated record. The transcript has 6 exons. Bases 110 to 1120 code for a protein of 336 amino acids. NCBI's taxonomy places the organism in Eukaryota, Metazoa, Chordata, Amphibia, Anura, Pelobatidae.